AUGAACACAGUUGUUGAUACCACCGUUCACUGCCCAGUCCUCACAUUCGGGAAUGUCACCAAGGGGAAUUGGGAAGUCAAGGAAUCUGAAUAUCAGCUGGGACCCAAGAUCGGAGAAGGAGCCAAUGCCAUCAUUCACAAGUGCCAGCUCAGCGGCAUGACAUGCGUUGCCAAGCAGCUCAAGAACGGAGUGGAUGCUGGCUCUCAAGCGUACAAGGAUCUAGUGAUGGAGCUGGAGAUCUUGACUUCAGUCCAGCCCCACCCCAACGUCGUGCGUUUCUGGGGAGCAUGCAUCGUCAACCCCAACAGCCCCAUCAUCUUCGAGGAGUUCGUGGAUGGCCCGACGCUGGAGACUUACAUCUCCAGCAGGAACGGCUCGCGGCUUCCCAAGCCCACCAUCUUCGGCUGGAGCCUCGAUCUCCUCCGUGCGCUUGACUUUCUGCACAACCGCGACCCCAUCAUCAUCCACAGAGACUUGAAGCCAGCCAACCUCAUGCUCACCAAGGACCUGCAGACGCUGAAGCUCGCAGACUUCGGCAUGAGCAAGAAGGUGGAGAGGUCGCAACGCGACACGAAGCACCACAAGGGGUACACAGGGACGGUGAGGUACAUGGCUCCUGAGGUCUUGAGCCAGCGGCAAGGGAACUACAACGAGAAGGCUGACGUCUUCAGCGCCUCUCUCAUAAUGUGGUACAUCGCUACCUCCCAGCGCCCUCCUGGCAAAGACCUCAACGAGAUUCGUGUGGCCCUGCAGAAUGGUGCAGUGCCCAAGAGCCUCCACGACCGUCCUCCCCUCUCUGCCGUGGGCUGGAAGGGGCUGGAGGAUAUUAUCUCUCGCAUGUGGGAGCAUGACCCGGCCAAGCGACCCUCUGCCAUGGAAUCCAUCGAGGAGCUCAACAAGUUGCCAGACAAGCCUGAUAUCAGCAUGGGAGUCGCUCCGAAGCAGCAGUGCUGCUGUGUGCAGUGA
This is a messenger RNA of Guillardia theta CCMP2712, 966 nucleotides long. RefSeq lists its product as hypothetical. NCBI's taxonomy places the organism in Eukaryota, Cryptophyceae, Pyrenomonadales, Geminigeraceae. The record is from RefSeq and is a predicted model, not a curated record. The coding region runs from base 1 to 966 and encodes 321 amino acids. The transcript has a single exon. Gene Ontology annotation, biological process: protein phosphorylation. Gene Ontology annotation, molecular function: protein kinase activity; ATP binding.